ACGCAUUCCGUGCGCCGGAAGUGUGGGCUGUGCACUCACGGCUCUGUUAUGGCGGCAGUCACGGCGCGCUGGAAUCAUGUGUGGGUCGGCACCGAGACUGGCAUCCUGAAAGGGGUGAACCUUCAGCGAAAGCAGGCGACAAAUUUCACGGCGACGGGACAGCCGCGGCGCGAGGAGGCGGUGAGCGCCUUGUGCUGGGGCGCGGGCGGUGAGACCCAGAUCCUGGUGGGCUGCGCGGAUCGGACGGUGAGGUACUUCAACACUGAGGACGGCCUGUUCCAGGGCCAGAGGCAUUGCCCUGGCGGGGAAGGCACGUUCCGAGGCCUCGCCCAGGCCAGCGGCACCCUCAUCACGUGUGUGGAUUCUGGAAUCCUCAGAGUCUGGCAUGACAAUGAGAAGGAGGCAUCUUCUGAUCCACUCCUGGAACUGAGGGUGGGUCCUGGGGUGUGUCGGAUGCGCCAGGACCCAGCAUACCCCAAUGUGGUUGCCACAGGUGGGAAGGAGAAUGCUUUGAAAGUGUGGGACCUGCAGGGGUCUGAGGAACCUGUGUUCAGGGCCAAGAAUGUUCGUAAUGACUGGCUGGAUCUGCGAGUUCCCAUCUGGGAUCAGGAUAUACAAUUCCUCCCUGGGUCACAGAAACUUGUCACAUGCACAGGGUACCACCAGGUCCGUGUCUAUGAUCCAGCCUCCCCCCAGCGCCGGCCAGUCCUAGAGGCCACCUAUGGAGAAUACCCAUUGACAGCCAUGACCCUUACUCCUGAGGGCAAUUCUGUCAUUGUUGGAAACACUCACGGGCAGCUAGCAGAAAUUGAUCUUCGGCAAGGGCACCUACUGGGCUGUCUAAAGGGGUUGGCAGGCAGUGUACGUAGUCUGCAGUGCCACCCUUCGAAGCCCUUACUAGCUUCCUGUGGCUUGGACAGAGUCUUGAGGAUACACAGGAUCCGGAAUCCACGAGGCCUGGAGCAUAAGGUAUAUCUCAAGUCUCGGCUGAGCUGCCUCCUCCUGUCAGGGAGGGAUAACUGGGAGGAUGAGCCCCAAGAGCCUCAAGAGCCCAAUAAGGUGCCCCCAGAAGACACAGAGACAGACGAGCUUUGGGCAUCCUUGGAGGCGGCUGCUAAGAGGAAACUCCCCGAUUUGCACCAUAGUCAAGGGGCUCUCCAAACCAGAAGAAAAAAGAAGCGGCCUGCCACCAGCCCCUGAAGACCUUGUGCUUAUUUUGUGCCGAAGAAAUAGAUGUGGACUCUCCAGGCUACCGGAAUCGCAAGUCCAACGACAGCCUUCUGAUCACGGUUCUGUGGCGCCGAC
Castor canadensis (American beaver) is the source of this 1305-nucleotide messenger RNA. The record is from RefSeq and is a predicted model, not a curated record. Lineage: Eukaryota; Metazoa; Chordata; Mammalia; Rodentia; Castoridae.